Messenger RNA from Neltuma alba, 801 nucleotides. Its product is annotated as stress response protein NST1-like. NCBI's taxonomy places the organism in Eukaryota, Viridiplantae, Streptophyta, Magnoliopsida, Fabales, Fabaceae. The record is from RefSeq and is a predicted model, not a curated record. The coding region runs from base 1 to 801 and encodes 266 amino acids. The transcript is spliced from 4 exons.
AUGGAGAAGAUUACAAGAGAGGUUGUAGCGGGAAGUGGGGAUGAGGAACUUAAUGAGAAUGACACCAGUAAAGGAGAUGAUGAGAAGGAUGAGGAUGAAGAAGAACAUGACCUUCAUGACAAGGAAGGCGGUCAUGAUUACAUGGUUGAGGAGGUGGAAGAUGAGGGUGAUUGUGAUGGUCGUGGAGGUGAUGACGAUGACGAUGAGGACGAGGAUGACCAUGAUGACAAGGAAGGAGGUCAUGACUAUGUGGUUGAAGAGGCGGAAGAUGACGAUAAGGAGGUUGAGGAUUCAUAUGAUGAGGGUGAGGAAGGCACACAUGCAAAGACUGCAACCCCUACCAAUAUUCCUUUGUUGUUGGACUAUGAAUGGGAGAGCAAUGACAGUGGGGAGGAAGCAGGACUUGAAAAAUCUACUGAACUGAGGAGGUCAACAAGGGUAAAGAGUUUCACAAUUAAAUCUCCAUGGAUGGAGUUCAAGGUGCUUAAUUUGGCGUGCAAGGCAAUGAUAGAGGACAUGAAGGUAGAGUUGGGGCCAGGGAAGAGGCACAUCUUCAAUGUGGAUUUCAUGGUAAGUCUUGCUCUUGUUGGCCAACACUGGUUUUGCGUUGCCAUUCAACCUAGCACAUUGGAUUUCCACGUAUUAGACUCCAUCAGUGACCAUUUUGAAGCUAAGGACAUGAAAAAGAAGAAGAAGGUUGUCAUUAAGGACCCAGUAGAAAUAGCUGUGGAUGAAUGUGAGGGAUUGUGGGUUGCAUUGCAUGAUGUGACUGAGAAGAUGGGAACCUGGUGUGACCCUUAA